Phytophthora megakarya is the source of this 294-nucleotide messenger RNA. NCBI's taxonomy places the organism in Eukaryota, Oomycota, Peronosporomycetes, Peronosporales, Peronosporaceae. The record is from the annotation of a GenBank genome assembly.
AUGGCAUAUCGUCCACAGGCUAACGGUACUGCUGAGAGAAUGGUGCAGACCGCGACCAGAGCGCUCAAGAUGUACGUUCGCGAUCUUGAUCAGAAGGAUUGGGACGAAUAUUCUGAGCGCCUCACCUUCGCGAUCAAUACAGCUCACGAUCGGAUCCGGGGAGAUACCCCUCACUAUUGGGUACAUGGGCUACACUGCCAGUCGGAUGCACGAGACGGCGAGAUCGAGACGCGCGGCCAUACCGAGUCCAGCGAUACUAUCAACAAUCCUGGGAACAAGUCAAUGCCAGAUUGA